Molecule: messenger RNA, 368 nt
Organism: Spirodela intermedia
Lineage: Eukaryota; Viridiplantae; Streptophyta; Magnoliopsida; Alismatales; Araceae
Source: the annotation of a GenBank genome assembly
AUGGGGGGAGGGAUGGAAGUGAACAAGAACAAGUUCAUCGAGGAUUGGAAUGCUGGUCGCGAGAACCUUGAGUUCAAUUUCCGCUGGACCCGCCGCAACCUGGCCAUCGUAGGCAUCUUCGGGAUCGCCGUGCCCCUCCUUGUUUACAAGGGGAUCGUCAAGGAAUUCGUAAGAUUUUGAUUCUGAGCCAUCGCCUUCUGUUUUGGGUUAUCCCUGAACAGCAGAAGCGUUGCGCUGCGAUUAACGGGUGUGGGAUUUGCCAUUGCUUUUUCUCGAAACCCUAUUCUGAUGGCUGACGGGCCUAUUCGGUUUUCUCGCAGCACAUGCAAGACGAAGAUGCCGGAAGGCCGCUAAGGAAAUUCAUUUGA